Messenger RNA from Owenia fusiformis, 5708 nucleotides. The record is from the annotation of a GenBank genome assembly. NCBI's taxonomy places the organism in Eukaryota, Metazoa, Annelida, Polychaeta, Sabellida, Oweniidae.
UAGAGUUAGGGGUAGGGUAUCCAGCUUUAAAUCAAAACUUCAUCAUCAUUUCUAGGGAUAAUUUGUGUAUGCUGUCAUAGAAACUGAAACAAUAUGUCAUCGUGAUGCCAUUGGCAGAUGUGAGACAUCCAGUAGCUUGCAUGUUCCUAGUACAGGUUGUCCAUGGGACACACUCUUCUAUUAUAUUGUGAUACAUUGUAGUGUGACUGAUACAUACUCGAUGAGACAUCUGCUCAUCUCAGAGACAAUAGCACACAAAGAGCCACUGCCAGUUUAAAUGACCACUAAAUCAUCCCCCAUUCAAAAGUUUGAUCAUUGUGUAGAUAAGCAUACAGGUCAAUCAUUCAUACCCACCUGUAGCUAUAUUCAUAUAUCAGUACAGGUAAAGCAUUGGUACAUGUCUACGGUAGUCUUUGUUUUGAAAUUCAACAGAUGGGAAAUACUGUCUCUAGCAUAUAGAUUUGCACUUCAAGUUACCAAAAGUCAGAUAGUCAAGAAAAUCGAAUCUAAAUUUAGAAAAUAUUUUCGAAGAUUGCAGAAACUGGAGUAUCAAGGAAGGAGGAACGCGCUUUUGGAAUAAAAAAAGCUGGUCAUUUUAACCAUCAAUAUAAUUUGAUUCAGUCGAGGAAUGAUUGCUUGGAGACAAAACAGCAGUUAAAAAUCUGGAGAAUUUAUAAACUCGUAGCAAACAAAACUAAAAGACUAUAAGAAUUAAAGUCAGCAAGAGAUAAUCUUUUAACUUAACAAAUGCCACUCGAGAAAACACUUUAUUUAAAAAACAAACAUUUUCUGAAUUCCAUUUGCACUAUUAAAAAUAUGCUAUAAAUUUUAUAACUGUAGAUAGCUACCUAGGACUUCGUACCAAAGUAUAUUUGGCCUAACCAUAUGGACCUGAGGCAUUCUGCAUGUCAAUGUAAACCGGAAUGAAUCAAUCAUGGCUAAAAACAAAAAUGUUAUAAAUUUUGUUGAAAAUAUUCAACAGUGUUUAAUGUAGUGAUUGGGAAAAUCAAAAACUGAGAAAGCUUUUAUUGAUGCUUAGUUGUCACAUUUGAAGCUGUUAUCAUCGCAUGUUAAGAAUUAAUUUUGGGGCGUUCAUCCUUAACAUGCAACUAACUCCCCAUGUACUGUGCGUGUAAUAUGUGUCACGGUUGGCAGAUAUACCUACUGGAGGCAAUCUGAUUAACUCAUUAUUUUAAGACAACUCGUGUUCAUAAAUGCAACAUGUACAUACAUUUUAAGGACUAACAUUUAAGAAGCAAGAUGCUCAGAUUCUAGUUUACAUUUUUACAAAAAAAUCACUAAUGAGAAAAUUACAAAAACAUACUGGAGAGCAUCUGGUUAGGAACCAUACCUGGGAACAUACAGAGAAACCCCAGAGAGAAUUUACAAAAAAUUAACUAAAAGAAACAAAAGAUGCUUCUGCAACAACAUGGAUCUCUUAACAAGGCUAAUUGAAGAGCCAAUCAUACUGUCUGCGCUCAGAGGUGUAAGAAACUUUUAAAUUAGAAAUAUCGUAAUUGGAAGCACUAAUUCAAACAUUUGUGAGAAUCAUCAUAGAACACUUGACAUGUAUAUUUUAAAUGCAGCAUUGAAUACAAUAUAGCGGCAAGGAUAUAAAUAGGAAAUGCAAAUAUUAAGAUGCAGUCAAAAGUGGACCUGAAUUCGAUAUACAAAUAAACCAAUUCCGAACUUUGACAUUUCACUGAGAAAGAAUUGAACUAGUGACAUUUCAAUUGAAAAGUUCAAUCACGGAAUUUUGUUUUCAUUUGGUAUGAAGGAUAAAUAUUUAAAGUCUGAAUUGUUUGACAUUGAAACUUGAUGGAUGCCUUCUAUGUUCUGUCAACCCUGUAUUAUUGUGCAAUCAAAUAAACGACUAGACUAAGUUUAAUUUAACGUGAUGGGCUGAGAAAACAGACUUAAAGCUGGAGAGGAAGCAGUCGAAGCAAGAUAUGGAUAUAUGUUUUGUUAACUCAGAAAGUUUUUGCAUAAAGGUUCCUGAAUUGCAUCACAUCGUAAUUUAAUAACAAAUGAUUGUUCAUUUCAAAUGGGAAAAAGGAGUGUUGUAACAAUGCCUGAAGGAUUUUCUAAUCAAGCAAUAACCGCAAGCAUUCAUCGUUAACUGAUAAUAACAUUAUUUCAUAUUUCGUAGAACACUAUAUGAAUUAUAGUAAUUUUAAUUAAACUCUAAUUCCCAAAAGGAAUUUUUAGUAUAUUGCACAACAGAAUUUUAUGAUUGUAAUACCAUCAAAGUGAAGGCUGAUCUCAUUAAGGACUUCAAUGUUAAUGACAUUAAUGACUCAAUUAAUAAAAAAUAGUAAAUUUGGUUAAAACUCUUACCACAUGAAGGUUUAAUUUUUGCUAACUUAACCAGAUGGGCACUACUUUGAAUACCUUAAGUUAAGGUAUAUGACGGAAGUACACACAUGUUUGUUGAAUCAUAGCAAACUAAGCCUAUUUGAAUAAGCCUUAUAGGCUGAGAGCACCGUAGUUUGAGCAAGAGCUUAUAUUUGAUAUAGACCAUUUUCAAUGGGACCUUUAACUUGCCUACUCCUAUGAAGUGUGGUUUAAACUAUGAAUGUUUUGGAAUGCUGAUUUGUUUAAAGGACUCAGAGAGUACACAAAAAAGACAUGAAUAGGCAAACGGAACUAAACUAGCGUGAAUAUAGCAAUGGUAUUUUUAUAUGAUGGGAACUCAAUUUAAACAGGAUUUACAUAUCACUUAAAUAAGGUUGACAGUGAGAGAUAAGAUCGUAGUAAAAGUAAUGGAAACCCCACAGUUAUUGCCAAUGAUAAACUAGCUUCCCUAAUAAACUAGACGUGGGAGUUGAACCAAAUUAUUUAACAUGACACAACGAGCUAUCAGAAGACGUGAGAUACAGAAGUACCACGAAGGAUUAUCAUACAGUAAAUCUCUCCCGUAUAUCAAGCUCUACGCUUUAAAGCGUCCUGCAGUAUUCCCUGAAUGGAUUAACAAUCAAGCGGUUGCAUUGAAAAGGCCGGGUUCUACACCAAAUAUCAACCAAGGAGACUUUCUAGAUGCCUACAUGAACGGGGUCACUCCGACCAAAAGUGAUAAGUACAUCAUAGAAAAAAUUAACUCAGAUUAUUUUAACAGCUCUUCUCCUGAUAAGAAAUAUUUUGUGAAAAAAAUCGAGGAGAAUGGACGUGUGAGAGGUCGACGUGACACAAGAUUGAAACGCUCACUUAGUGAACUCGAUCUGGAUACAAAGAAUAACAAUCAUUUGGAUUUACCAGUUUUAAAGGAUCUCCCUAAACCUAAUGGUGUAAUCAAAAUGGAAUCUAAUAAGCAAAGAAGUGCUAAUGUUGUUGAGGAAGAUGACCAUGAAUUGAUGUUUGUUGAAGGAAAAGGAUUUGUAAAACAAUUAAAACAUCCAACUCCAAAUGGAAAUGUUAAAAAUACAAGAGAGUUGAAAUCUGACACUGAACUAAUGGAAGAUGAUUUUGUGACAUUCCACGAACAUUCUGUAUUAAAUGACUCUUUGAAUGGUAACACUGGAGAGAUUCAAAAGGACAUGACGCAAAGCAAUGAUAAUAAAAAUCAACAAAAUGGUGGACUCCAUAUAAGCAACACUUCAAAUCUUAACAAAAGGAUAUCUCAGAAUAACACAAAUGACCUCAAACCAAAUUCAUAUCAAAAUGGGUCAGUUGUAAUAAAGGACAAUGACACUGUUGAAGGUGAAGAUGAUCCAAAAAUAUACCCAAGUGUGUUAAGCAUAACCACAACAGCCGCAGACUCACAAACAAGUCAGGGAGAUCUCAGAAAUAGACUUAUGAAAUAUUUCGGUGAUUUAACCAAAAAGAGUAAAAUGAGUCGGACAAAAGGACGGAAACCGAGUGUUGAAAUCAAGUGCAAUGUUAAUAUUAAACCCUCCAGCAAUGGAAGUGUUGUUAUAAAUUCAAGUAAAACAACUGAUGCAAUUAACUGUACCUCACCUUUACAAGGCAAUGAAUCUGUAUCACUUAAUACCAGCACAGAUGAGAAUGAGAACUUGAAUGAAUCUACUGCCAGUGACGAUGCUAGUGUUGGUGUUGUCAGUCCUUGUGAUGUCAUAAUAGAAUUACCAGGAUUAAAACGAAGUAGAAGUAGUGAUAGUGUAUUAGAUAAAACACAGAGGGAUAAACCACAGAGGUUCAGUGACUAUUUCAAACCAAUCAAAAUUCACCAAAAAUUCACAUCAAAGCCACCGAGAAAUCUCGCUCAUAUAGCUGCGUUAGAAUAUCAGAAUAUCCCUCUGGAUGUGGAUAAUGAUGUGAAUAAUAGAAAACAGAAAGCAAACAAACGCCUGUCCGGAUUAUUUAACAUGGAUAGACCAAAGGAGGAACCCGCUCCAGUGGACCCAGCCAUUGGGGAGGUUAGGGAACUCAGAAUUGAGAGUGAUGAGGACAUUAACAAAAAGGCAAAGUCAAAGAAGAAUUCUCAGGAUGCCGUUCCUGUACAAGCAUUGAGGAAGUUACGAAAACAAAAAAGCGUAGAUGAUGCCACCAAAAAUUCUGUCUCAACACCCAAUGUUCUCGAUGAAACAUUUAAUAAGUUUAAGCAGCAUAGUUAUUUCCAGCAGAUUCCAAAAGACACUAAAAAGGAUAAAUACAGUUCUAAAUCAGUCCCUAAAAAUUUAGGGCAGAUAUUUAAAUCUCCAAAGAGUGAACGAAAGGAUAUAAAGAGAGAAAAGGAAAAAGAGAAAAAGAAUGACAAGAAAAAUAGAGGACGUCGGAAAACGAUCUUAAACCCAAUCUUUUUUUCAUCCAAUAAAUCGCCACCACCCAAACCAAAGAAGGUCCGAUCAACAUCCGCUGAUAGAAUGGCAUCAUACAGGAUAUUGCGGGAUGACUGUAAAGACAAACCAGUCUCAAUUUCCUUUCUUUCUGACUCUGGUAUUACAUCACCAAAAGCGAGGUUGGUAUUAUUGUCAUAAUAUAGAAAGUUUUGUCUGACUUAAAAAGAAUAUCCAGUUUUUCAAAAAAGGGAAUGAAUUUUAAAAAGGUUCAUGAUUGAAAAUAGUUGCUUUACCAGACACACAGUUAUAAUUCUAAAUAACGCCUAGAGAGAUGGGAGGGGGUUACCUUAUAUAUAUGUUAUAUGGCAAAGCUUAAAAAAUAUCACACAUAAAAACAAUAGCUCUAGAAAUCAGCCAAUAUGAUGAGUCAUAAUCUGAUAAUUUCAUAUAAAAGUUCAGCCCGACAUACAUCAAAAAUAUAUAAAUUUUAUCUUGCAUAAUUGAAUAUAUUGGAAAUUCAUGUCGACUGCAGCUGGUGAUAUUGUAUUUAUUGUGUCAGUUUUAGUGUAGAAUAUAUAAAAGAUAUAAAGCUACACAAGCAGGCACAUUGUACGAAGCAUUUAACAUACUGAUAUAUUCUGUGGUUGCUUUGUGAUGUUAUAUUCGGUUAGAAACAUGACUGUCUUUCACUCUAACAUUUAACUUGUUACAGUCAUCAUGGGUGUAGGCAGUCGAGGCAGCAAAAUUUGCCUCUCUUAAUCAGCUUUCUUUCCUCGCAUAAUUUGAGAUCCUGGCUACGCCCCUGGUCAUUCUAUACUUUACCCUGCUAACAAAUUUGUUCCCUAAGCACAUGUCAACAGUAAGCACCUAUAUACUCUGAUAAAGAGUAUCUGUAAGUUGAAAAGGGGUGCUAGAUGUUACUUUUUUGCUUUCUGAAUAUCGCCCUUUGUAUUUUACAUAUGUAUGAGUACA